AUGGGAAACUGUUUGAGGAACAACAAGAUUUCAGCACAGGAUCAUGAGAACUAUGAUGCCCCAGUGGCGGAAGCAAAGGUUCAGAAGGUAAAGGCACUUCCGAUGUUGUCCAAGUUGGAACUACCAAGGUUGGAACAAAGCAUGAAGAAGAAGGUGAAGUUCAUGGUGCAAAAUGGUGGUACUUGUGAAGGAGAAAGAGGGUGUGAUGGUAAUUAUUGUAGAAGUGGGAGUGUGAGGAUUAGGGUGGUGAUGACUCAGGAAGAGUUGAAAAGGAUUCUGAGGUGCAAGGAUGAAGCUCAGCAGCAGACUUCAUUGGAGCAAUUGUUGCAUGCUGUGAAGUUGAGAGGAGGAAGGAUUUCAGAAGUUGGUGGUGAGUAUGAUGAUGAGGGAAUGAAUUCUUGGAAGCCAUCUUUAGACAGUAUUCCAGAGGAUUGCUUCAUGAACUUAAAGUAG
Sphenostylis stenocarpa is the source of this 453-nucleotide messenger RNA. NCBI's taxonomy places the organism in Eukaryota, Viridiplantae, Streptophyta, Magnoliopsida, Fabales, Fabaceae. The record is from the annotation of a GenBank genome assembly.